AUGUGUUCUCGCAGGCGGUAGUGAAUGUCAAUGAUCCAGCAGCAGCAGCAAAGAGAGAGAGUGUGUGAGUGAGUGAGUGUGUGAGAGCGACUCUCUCAGCAUCAUCAUGGCGGAGCAGAGCGACUCCCCGGCGGCCGUCCAAACCCCGCAGCCCUCGCUCAGCACCAGCUGGCCCAUCGUGAAGGAGGCGUACGAGCUCCAGGAGGUCAUCGGUAGCGGAGCCACAGCAGUCGUCCAGGCAGCUCUUUGUAACCCACGACAGGAGCGUGUGGCCAUCAAGAGAAUCAACCUGGAGAAAUGCCAGACCAGCAUGGAUGAGCUGUUGAAAGAGAUCCAAGCCAUGAGCCAGUGUAACCAUCCAAACGUGGUCACAUACUACACUUCAUUCGUUGUGAAAGAUGAACUUUGGCUCGUCAUGAAACUCCUGAGUGGAGGAUCAGUGUUAGACAUCAUUAAGCACACGUUUAUCAAAGGAGAGCAUAAAAACGGCGUCCUAGAUGAAUCCACAAUAGCAACCAUUUUGAAGGAAGUACUGGAGGGAUUAGAUUAUCUCCACAAAAACGGGCAGAUUCACAGGGACGUGAAGGCUGGUAAUAUUCUACUGGGAGAAGAUGGAUCGGUGCAGAUCGCAGAUUUCGGCGUGAGUGCUUUUCUGGCCACCGGUGGAGACGUCACUAGACACAAAGUGAGGAAGACGUUUGUGGGGACCCCAUGCUGGAUGGCCCCGGAGGUGAUGGAGCAGGUACGGGGUUACGACUUCAAAGCUGACAUUUGGAGUUUCGGAAUCACUGCCAUUGAACUUGCAACAGGAUCUGCGCCGUAUCAUCGGUACCCCCCUAUGAAGGUUUUAAUGCUCACGCUGCAGAACGAUCCUCCAACCCUGGAGACUGGGGUUGAGGACAAAGAGAUGCUUAAGAAGUAUGGGAAAUCUUUUAGAAAACUUAUAUCCUUGUGCCUUCAGAAGGACCCUGCAAAGAGGCCCACUGCAGCCGAGCUUUUGAAAUGUAAAUUUUUCCAAAAGGCUAAGAAUCGAGAGUACUUGAAUGAAAAGCUACUUACUAAAGGACCAAAUAUAAGCCAAAGAGCCAAAAAGGAUCCAGAGCCGAGGAAGCAGAACACAGAGCAGGAUUCUGGGAGACGGGUCAGAAGGGUCCCGGGGUCGAGCGGUCACCUGCACAAGACCGAGGAUGGAGACUGGGAAUGGAGUGAUGACGAAAUGGACGAGAGAAGUGAAGAGGGGAAGGCUGCUGUCAAUCAUGGAAGGUCACGCAGGGUCAAAGAGGAAAACCAGCAUGGAGAAGUGAAUGCUAACAGUCUCCCGCUAGAGGACCUGUCCAUUCAGCAUCCCCAGGUUCAACCAUUGGAUAAAGCCUGGAGUGGUGAGGGAGCGGUCAACAUGGUCCUGAGGUUAAGGAACUCAAGGAAGGAGCUGAAUGACAUACGGUUUGAAUUCACUCCAGGGCAAGACACUGCUGAUGGAGUUUCUCAGGAGCUCUUUUCUGCUGGUCUGGUCAAUGGUCAUGAUGUUGUAGUGGUGGCUGCUAACCUUCAGAAGAUUGUAGACGACCCAGUUACCUAUAAAGUGUUGACCUUUAAGCUGGCGUCUGGUUGCGACAGCACAGAGAUCCCAGAUGAGGUGAAGUUGAUUGGCUUUGCCCAGCUGAGCAUCACCUGAAAGCAUCUCAUUCCCACAGCAGAGAGGGAGUCUGGGGGACGAGACUGAACGCUGCAGGAGACGACGGGACGGGGGUUCACUACCACACCGCUGCAAACACACACUUCCUGUUCCUGUUCCUCCCCAUUCACCUGCCCUCGCCUUCGAAUGUUUGCACUCGUUCAAUCAAACGCAGCGCUCUUAUUCAAACACACGUCCUCUUUCCCUGAAGCUGUAUGUCAAAUGUCUUUCAGCAAAACAUUCCAGCACCCAUUUCCCAGAAUUCAGAGCAGGAGCCCAUCAUCUCAGGAGGCAAUGGCUAGUAAAACAAAAAAGAAAGUUUUAUUUUAUGAUUGUGUUGCCUAUGCGUUCAGCAGAGCUCUUACCGUAUUAUUAUUAUGAAUAAUAAUUUAUUUUUUUGUAUUAUUCUUUUCUAUUUCCCGUCCGUUGAAGAGUAGCUUACCUGAUGCGUAGAUUGUAGACCACAAAACUGAAGUGGAGACGUCUCCCUCUGAAUGUAAAAAGCACAUUUUCAUUUUAGCACAUUUUAACUGUAUUGUACAUAGAGACCUUCUGAUGUCCAAUGAAAAAUGAGGGAAUAUUUCUUUUUUUCUUUCUUUCUUUUUCCAGAGGACUGAACCGAAUGCUGCCAUGUGCAAACGUGCUGCUUUAUUUUUUCGGGACAGUGUUGAUGCUUCAAUGCUUGAGGUGCCUUGUUUUUUUGUUUUGUUAUUGAAUCCGUGCCUAAGAGAUGUAGGUAACACGCUUGAAGCUGUUCUACUGACACUGAACAUGAAGGACGCCGGUUCUUCGAUAGUAUUUUCACUGGUCGGUGGCUCGCAUUGAAGUUAGCAGCUGAUGCACUUUGAUUUCACCUUUGGCGCUUUGACUCGACGCAACUAUCCAGAUUUAACCCGUUAAAGCUUUGUCGUGUGACAAACAAGGUCAUCGCUACCACUACACACACUUAAUCCUGAUGUGUUGUAUUUACAAAAAGGCCGUCGAUGGUUAUGCGUCAUUUUUACAGCACUAGAAUGUGUUAGUUUUUGAACCCAGAAUGCACCUGUCUAAGUAUUUUGUAAAGGAAACCAAAUGUCUACUACUGAAUGACAGAAAAGCCAUCUGUGUGUCCAAAACGAGUAUAGUAGCUUGAAUUAAAUUAUUUUGUUCUCAGCCCAAAUGUAAAUAAGGUUAACUAAAUACUUUAUUAUUGUUAUGACGUUGAUUUGUGUUUUCUAUAUACCAUGCGUGUACUCACCCUAACUAUUCAGCCCAUGUUCCCUUUCUGUAAUCAGCAAAGAAUAUACAAUUUCUGCGAAGGUACAACAAAUAAAGAAAGAAUUGCUACUAUUAAA
Pimephales promelas (fathead minnow) is the source of this 3009-nucleotide messenger RNA. RefSeq names its product serine threonine kinase 39 (gene stk39). Gene Ontology annotation, molecular function: ATP binding; protein serine/threonine kinase activity. Gene Ontology annotation, cellular component: cytoplasm; cytosol. The record is from RefSeq and is a predicted model, not a curated record. Lineage: Eukaryota; Metazoa; Chordata; Actinopteri; Cypriniformes; Leuciscidae. Gene Ontology annotation, biological process: negative regulation of potassium ion transmembrane transporter activity; peptidyl-threonine phosphorylation; positive regulation of T cell chemotaxis.